GUAAGGAAACCUUCGAAGUUCCAAAAUGUCUCUCACAAAAGCAUGAUAAUAAUAAUAAUACUCCUUUGACUGAUUCCCACCCCAAUCCAAUUUGCAAAACCCCAAAAACCGAUUACCAUUGACCCCCCUCUUUCUUCCCCAUCUCAGAUCUCUUCCAUCAUUCUCUCUGCAGCAAUUUGUCUUCUCCGUCCGUAUGCAUAUGUACAUAUGCCCAUAGAUUAGGGUUUCGUCGAAUUGCUUUCCCCUGAAUGCUCGCUCUGAUAGAACAAUCCCAAAACAAGGGUUGAAAAAAAGUCGUUCGAUUUCCUGCUUCGGCGAUCAAUUGGGGUCGCGAUCUCUAGAAUAUACAUCUCCUGGCUGCUCUAGAUUUCAGAAUCCGCAACAGUUCGAGGUGUUUUUCUUCUUUGUUGGGCGAGAGAGCAAACGAUUCCAUGACGGUGGACUCUGAGAGCUCAGCUGAGACUUUUCCUGCGUCUGCUGAUGUGCCGCUCCGGAAGAAAUAUGGUGUUACAAGGCCCUUGUCUCUGACCGGGCCAUCCCAGGCAGAUCUCCAUAGAAACGAGGAACUUGAAAAGUUUUUGAGGGAUUCGGGGUUGUAUGAGAGUGAUGAAGAAACUAGAAAGAGAGAGCAGGUGCUGUGCCAGCUUGAUCAGAUUGUAAAGCUCUGGGUAAAACAAUUGACCCGCCAGCGAGGUUACUCAGAUCAAAUGGUGGAAGAUGCAAAUGCUAUUAUAUUAACCUUUGGCUCCUAUCAGUUAGGUGUAAGUAAAGUUCUUAGUUAUUUUAUGUGCGUUAGAAUUUAUGAAAUAAGGCUUACUGUCUCAAGUUUUUAUACUCCUCCAACUUAUUAAAAAACUUUGAUGUUUGACUUUCACAAAGUUUAAGAAAAGUAUUAAAAAGUGAAAACUUUAUGGUUAGAAGUUGUUUAGAGGAGAGAAAAAAGUUGUGAGCCACUCAUUCCUUUCAUUAAAAGUCAAUGACGUUUUUUGGACACAUGAGAAGGGAAAGAGUGAAUUUUAUUCAGGGAAAAGGGAGUGUUUUUUUCCGAGGGAAUAUUGCUUCUUAUUUGCAAAUUAUCUCUUUUUUAUUCAAUUCAUAGUUAUCAUCUAUGAGCUGAGUUCUAGAUACUAGAUACUCAAAGUUUCUUGUUAAUUAUAGCUGUUUCUUCUCUCUUAGCUAAGCCAGUUUCAUGUGGUCAAAUGCAAGUUUGCAUGCUGUUAAACCAUAAACUGCAAAGAGGAUAAUAUGUGCUAAAAGCACCCUACUAAAUGAUUAGAUUGCCGAGUUUUAGUCUCGUGAGAGAAUUUUUGCAUCGUAACUUUAUUUAGCCUUUUGAAACAUGUACUGCAAAGUUCUUAAUAGCAGACUGUAUCUAAGAGUAAUUUCUCUCCGAUCUUAUGAAUGCUCAAGUGGGAAAUGCUCAACAAUGAAGAGAAAAUACCUUGGAAGGAAAAUUUAAUGGGAAACAUGUAAUAUGCUGUUUGCCUUUUCUAUGUUCAAUUUUGUGAUUAAUAUUUGAAAUAGAAGGUGCAAUCUCAAUUGAAAUACUCUAAAGUCUGAGCGUCUUUAGCCUAGCUAAUAGAAGAAGGUUUAGAGACAGUGAUGUAAUCAUGAACAGUGACUCUUUCUGCGUCCACAUGCUCUUUGUGAUUAGGGUGUAAUUAAUGUGAUUAGUAAAAAAACCAGAAAUUAAGGUGGAUCUCAUUGCAUAAACACAUAACUUAGGGCCUGUUUGGUAUCAAAACCAGAUUCAGUUUUAGUGUUAUGAUUUAAAAAGAUAAAGUAAACCAAAAAUUAGUCAUACAUAUUCUAUCCAUGUUAAAUUUGAAAACUACUCACAAAAAACUGAAGAUCACUUCUGACUUUCAAAAUCCUGUCUUUAUUUUCAAAAAAAUAAGACAUAAAUGAGCUCUGAACCAGAUGAUUUAAAGCUGCAUAUAGUGGUGUGAAGCUAACUUAUGAUGACUUCUGAACAAUGACAUCAGGAAGACAUGAAUUAGGACAAGACCCCUUGAGAAUGCAAUGCUUGUGGUGGCAUUGUGAAAAUAAAAGACCACAAAUUAAAUAACUGUUAAACUUACAAAAUGGCUCUUAUUGUGUGUUUCUUGAAUUUUAAUUAGUUUUUUACUGCCCUCAAAUAUAAUUGACAGUUCUUUUGUUAGUCCCUUCUACAUUAGACAAAACAAUUAUUUGGGGGGAAUUUCUGUGAGACUUUAAUGUUGUAUUUGGUUGGAGGCAAACCUAGCUUCUUCAAGAUCACCUCGUUUUGGAAGUACAGAGUAUUUUGACGACUAGAAUCUAGGUCUUAGAUGAACAUCUGAAAGCGAACUUUGGAGAACCUCUGGAUU
Cuscuta campestris is the source of this 2348-nucleotide messenger RNA. The record is from the annotation of a GenBank genome assembly. NCBI's taxonomy places the organism in Eukaryota, Viridiplantae, Streptophyta, Magnoliopsida, Solanales, Convolvulaceae.